AUGCCGGAUUAUAUGUGCGAAGAGUUGAUGAUCAACAUCUUGUCAAGACUGCCACCCAAAUCCCUACUCCGGUUUAGAUCAGUCUCGAAAUCAUUACGUUCUUGUAUCGAUAGCCCAUCUUUUAUCCGCUUGAGAACGCUUCGAUCUUCAACAACAAAAGUCUUUAUCAGACACAUGUGUAAUCAAGGUUUAGAUGUCGACUUCUACACUUUACAUACGAAAGGUGAAUUGCCAUUGUGUCCACAAACCGGAUACAAUGACACAAAGCCAAUCAAGUAUAAUUUUUCUUCUUCGGUUAUAGUCGGUUCAUGUAAUGGAAUUUUCUGUUUAGCUGACGAUGAAAAAGACAUUUAUCUAUGGAACCCUUCAAUUAGGCGCGCGGUGAAAGUGCAUGAUCUCACUUCUUGGAGUUUAAAUGAACUAUACGGGUUUGGUUUUGACCCAAUCGUCGAUGAUUACAAAAUUUUGAAGAUCUCUUAUUCCCUUAGCGGACAAUGGACUUCAUCUGUUUACGCCGUUAAGACAGGUAUUUGGAGUGAGAUUUCUUCUACACCUACUACUACUUCAUUUAGUACAGAGGUAUCACGUUCGUGCUUUUUGAAUGGAGCAUUGCAUUGGCUCGUUAAAAGGAUUAUACGAUAUGAUCAUAUGAGCAUGACUUAUCUUAAUAUAUUGACAUUUGAUUUGAGCACUCAUGUUUUUGGCGAGAUUGAGUUGCCAAAACGCAAUUGGGAAUCCGGGCAUUUAAUAAUCAUAGAAGGUUGUCUGGCUGCAAGUUCUUCAAGAGAUGGCAAAUGUUUGAUUUGGAUAAUGAGAGAGUACAACUGGUCUGUCUUUUUUGUAUUCGGGUUGAAUGUAAUUGGAAGAGAUUUGCAAGUAUUGCCCUUUAGCACCAACGAUAAAGAUUUAAUGAUCACAACUUUACGUGACAAGAUCACAGUUUAUAAUCUUGACACUAGGGUCCAACAAAGAGUAGCUGCAUUCAGUGCCUCUUCUACGAUUAUUAACGCUGAAGUAUUUGCUGAAAGCCUUGAGUUGUUAAACUGGAGGAAUACGUAUAAGGAAAACGAACUGUCGUUUAUUGGAAGAAGAAGAUCAGGAAUCAGAUCGAAUAAGUAA
Messenger RNA from Erigeron canadensis, 1119 nucleotides. RefSeq names its product putative F-box protein At3g16210. Lineage: Eukaryota; Viridiplantae; Streptophyta; Magnoliopsida; Asterales; Asteraceae. The record is from RefSeq and is a predicted model, not a curated record. The transcript has a single exon. Gene Ontology annotation, molecular function: protein binding. Bases 1 to 1119 code for a protein of 372 amino acids.